AUGAAACACCCCCUGCACCUAGCCCUUCUCCUGCUGGGGACAGUUUCUGCUCUUUAUCUGGAAAAUGAUGCCCCCCAUCUGGAGAGCCUAAAGACAGAGACAGACCUGGAUCAGGAUCCAGAUGGCUCAGGGGAGCAGAAGGGAGAGUUGGCCCUGACUGAAGAGGUGAUUCAAGUAGAGGGCGAUGAGGUCAAGACUUCAGGGUAUCAAGAAGCCUUUGAAGAUGAGGAGGCUGUGGAGUCAGGCCCACCUCCUUUAGAGCAGAACUUGCUAUGCCCCAGGGAAGAGGAUACUGUUCAAAUUCAGGGAGAUUCUGGGUGCAAAACCUGUCGCUAUCUGCUGGUACAAACUCCAAAGACAUUUUCUCAAGCUCAGAAUGUCUGCAGGAGAUGCUACCAAGGCAACCUUGUCUCCAUUCACAACUACAAUUUCAACUAUCAUGUUCAUUGUUUGGCCAGUAAGAUAAACCAGGCCCAGAUCUGGAUCGGAGGCAUCCUCAGGGGCUGGUUCCUGUGGAAGAAGUUUUGCUGGAUUGAUGGAAGCUCCUGGAAUUUUGCAUAUUGGGCCUUAGGGCAACCUGGGUGUUCAGGAGGCCACUGUGUGACCCUAUGUUCUAAAGAUGGCCGCUGGCGACGAGCUCCGUGCCAUAGGCAGCUGCCCUUCGUCUGCUCCUUCUGA
Urocitellus parryii (Arctic ground squirrel) is the source of this 678-nucleotide messenger RNA. RefSeq names its product proteoglycan 3, pro eosinophil major basic protein 2 (gene Prg3). The record is from RefSeq and is a predicted model, not a curated record. Gene Ontology annotation, biological process: immune response. Lineage: Eukaryota; Metazoa; Chordata; Mammalia; Rodentia; Sciuridae.